AUGCGUGACGUCAGGCCUGGCGACGGCGCCUCGACGUCACAGGCCGCGGGGCCGCUGCGCACGCGCCCGGCGGCACCGCCCUCCCCCGGUGGGGGCGCGGUGAAGACCCGCAAGCCCGAUAACACGGCGUUCAAGCAGCAGCGGCUGCCGGCCUGGCAGCCCAUCCUGACGGCGGGCACGGUGCUGCCGGCCUUCUUCAUCAUCGGCCUCAUCUUCAUCCCCAUCGGCAUCGGCAUCUUCGUCACCUCCAACAACAUCCGCGAGUACGAGAUCGACUACACGGGCACGGAACCAUCCAGUCCCUGCAACAAGUGUCUGAAUGUGUCCUGGGACAGCUCACCCCCUUGUACCUGCACCAUCAACUUCACUCUGGAGCAUGCCUUCGAGAGCAACGUCUUCAUGUAUUAUGGACUUUCCAACUUCUACCAAAACCACCGUCGCUACGUGAAGUCUCGAGACGACAGCCAGCUCAAUGGGGAUAACGCCUCGCUGCUUAACCCCAGUAAGGAGUGUGAGCCGUACCGCACCAACGAGGACAAGCCCAUCGCUCCCUGCGGAGCCAUCGCCAACAGCAUGUUUAACGACACGCUGGAAUUGUACCGCAUCGAUAACGACACCAGGACUCCUAUCACCUUGAUUAAAAAAGGCAUUGCCUGGUGGACAGAUAAAAAUGUCAAGUUCAGGAAUCCUACGGGAGAUGGGAACUUAACGGCGCUUUUCCAAGGCACGACCAAGCCCGUGAACUGGCCCAAGCCCGUCUACAUGCUGGACUCGGAGCCCGACAACAACGGCUUCAUCAACGAGGACUUCAUCGUGUGGAUGCGCACCGCCGCCCUGCCCACCUUCCGCAAGCUCUACCGCCUCAUCGAGAGGAAGAACAACUUACAGCCCACCCUGCAGGCUGGAAAAUACUCCCUGGAUAUCACAUACAAUUAUCCUGUACACAGUUUUGACGGACGAAAAAGAAUGAUCCUGAGCACCAUCUCGUGGAUGGGAGGCAAAAACCCCUUCCUGGGCAUCGCCUACAUCACCGUGGGGUCCAUCUGCUUCUUCUUAGGGGUGGUGCUGCUGAUCAUCCAUCACAAAUACGGGAACCGAAACACUAGCGCGGACAUUCCCAAUUAAUCCCGCCUUCUCCAGACACACGUACUGCAUGUGCAUCGAGGCCAGUCCAGAACCCACCCAGGUUUUGAAAGAUAAAUCUCUGCUUCUCUCACUUCUGAGGCUGGGUCCGUAGUUUUGAUCUAAAGCUCCCCUUUCCCGUGCUGUGGAGUCGCUCCUGAGAAUGACGGGUGUACAAUUAGCUGUAUUGAUUGUAUCUCUGCCGCUGUCGGAACCAAUUCUGCUGAUAUUUGCCUCUAACUAGGCAGGCCACGUGACACGUAAAGCUCCUGUUCCCUUGAUGCAUCUGCUGCUUGUUCCUGUGCUGCCUGAUGUAUAGAUUGUGUGGAGGAAGACUGGUAGGAGACACCCUGAACUGCUCACGGGCCAGAAUUCGGGUGUCAGUGCUGUUGAAAGGAAAAGUCAAGUCUUAAAUGUUGGUUUUUUCUUUUUUUUUUUCAGUUUACUGUCUUGUGUGCAUGGGCUCUUCCGUUUCUUGCUGAGAUUUUUAAUAUAUUUAUAUAAGUUGUUAAAUAUUUUUCCUGUGUCCUUCCCACCUCUGCUCUGUUAAAGGAUUGAAGUGGGGUGUAUAUUUCAGCACUCUGGAUUCUCUGUGUAUUUACAAUCCACGUGCCUGGCCAGUAAGCUACCACCCUGGGGAGCCAGCAGAAAACCUGCCUGUUAAUUCCCUGCCCCAGUCCCUUUUGAAGUUUGUUCUAAAUUGGGAAAUGUUUGUUGCAGGUAGAAUCUGCUGCUUUUUUUCCUAAUUUUUCUUCGCUUUAAAUCAUAUCGACUAUGAGUUUAUUGUGCUGGCUGGUUUUGCUUUUUAAGAGCAGCUCCAAGUGUUAAUUAAGAAGAACAUAAUGUUUUUUUCUGUUCACAAAUUUGGGUGAAUUCCUUUUACUGGAGGAGUUUGCUGAUUUCCUUGAGGCGUACGAGCAGGGUUUGUCCUAAAGGAAUUGUCAUAUACUUUUUCCUUAUUUGGGGUGAGCACCACAUCAACUUUUUGGUGGUGUUAAGAUAAUAACCCAGAGAAACUGGAAAGCUGAGAUGGCAGAAAGCUCUUUUCACUGAAAGGCAGGUUGAGCUUGCUGUGAAACCUCACUGCAACCCUGCAGUUAGGAGCAACGUGCGGGUUAGUGUCUUAAAUCAAAUGACAGAACAGAAGGCUUCACUUUUAGGUUAAUUAAAAGUUAAGUGCAACCUGUAAAAUAAUACUUUUCGGUGACUUUUUUUUUUUUUUUUAGAUGACGCACAGAAAUUGUAAUGUAUAUGGUGGAGAUCACUUUAUAUGCAACUAGCUUGAUAAAGUAUGGAGUAUAUUAAAAAAGACCUGGUACAUUCUGCAAAGCGUUUAAUAAGAGAUUUUAUUUUGUUCUUGAACAUACAUUUAUUUCCAUUUAUUCUCAGUAAGCACGGAUGCAGUUUGAGUGAGUUGUAUUCCUGGGAUUGCGUAUUUGUUACAAAAAGUUGUUUAUUUGUGGUCCAGCAGCUUAAUCUAUAGCCAGCUUUAAGCAAUUCUAUUAAUUUAUCACAUAAACACUGUUUUUACUGAAUUAUUUGUCACCUUUUUAAGCUGGCAGUGGUGUGUAAGUCUGUCCAAACUAGGGAAGGAGGCAGGGUUUCCCUCACACCAGCCUCCUGUACCUCCCCCCAGUCAUUGGUCUGCACAGUACAGCCUGGCAGCAAGGGCUUCAAACAGUCAAGACUUUAAAGUUUUAUUUAAAAUGUUGCAUCUCUGUUGCUGGAAUUCUAGAGUAAGGGUUAUGUAGCUUUCUAUAUUGCAAGGCAAAAAACUCACGGCUUUUUUUGUCUGCAGAGUAGCUGCUAGUCCAGAAUAUAGUGAGCAAGUAAAGGGCUGUCUCCCAAUUACUGGUUAUUAAAAUAUUUUGAUUUUUAAA
Molecule: messenger RNA, 3002 nt
Organism: Calidris pugnax (ruff)
Lineage: Eukaryota; Metazoa; Chordata; Aves; Charadriiformes; Scolopacidae
Gene: CDC50A
Product: transmembrane protein 30A
Exons: 8
Coding region: 1-1125 (374 amino acids)
Biological process (GO): phospholipid translocation
Cellular component (GO): endoplasmic reticulum; plasma membrane; Golgi apparatus
Source: RefSeq, a predicted model, not a curated record